AUGCAAGACCAAGAUUCAAUGAACACUCAGAUAAUGAAGUUGAUUCAACAAAAUGAGACGCAGCGAGUUCUGUUGAGUGAUAUCAAGACGUUCUUACAAUCUCAGCAAGAUCAUAAUCACCAAGCACAGAAUGGAAAUGUCGCAGUAGCUAAAGAUUUGAAUGAUAUGGUACGUGAAAACGACGAACUUCGAAAACAAAAUGAAGAACUAAGAAGAAAGGUCGAUCGUUUAGAGAAAACUCUACGGGAUCUGAAUCUUCCGACCGAUAACGAUGGUUCUGAAAAUGUCAAAGUUCCGGACGGAUUCUCUGAUAUUACAAAUAACGCUUCAAAUGCCCUUUAG
This is a messenger RNA of Acaulospora colombiana, 342 nucleotides long. The record is from the annotation of a GenBank genome assembly. NCBI's taxonomy places the organism in Eukaryota, Fungi, Glomeromycota, Glomeromycetes, Diversisporales, Acaulosporaceae.